AUGCCACAACUACAGCCUGAUUAUUACACCACAGAGGCAGUAUCUUCAAAAUACACUCAACCGUCACUUAAAUUCAUCAAGAACAACAACAAUAAAACCUAUUUCAAAUAUAGGGCCAAGUUCACCAAAUUUAGAAAGAAUGCCAUAAUCAAACUUCGAAUCGUCAGCAGAACGGACAACAACAAACCAAAAUCCAAGAGUCCUUCUAGGAGUAGAUCAAGCAGCAACAGUACCAUUUUUGUUGAUGAUGUAUCCAAGAGUGAAGAUGAAUCUUGUUCUUGUUGUGAGAAAGUUCCCAAUUAUACUGUUACAACUACUGAAUGUUCACCACGAAUAUCUUUGGAUGAAUUACAGGAUUCGUUGGUGGAGAGCAAUGAUGAAAAGAGUGUUCAUUUACUGAUUGAAGACGAGAAAUGUGCACAAGUUGAUGAUACCACAUCCGUUUUGCCGUCUUCUCCGCCACCUCAAUAUAAAACCAUUGCAUCUUCUACCAAUGACCAACUUGAUACAUUGUCGAACACUGCUGAAACAGCAACGCAGACGCAUACACCACCUACUACUAAUCCACACCCUCCAACCCCUAUAAACCCAACUCAAAUCAAGUUCAAAUCACAACUAAACCAAUAUCUCGCCUCGUUACAAACCGAAGAAAUAUACCACACUGAACCAUACACAAGUUUGAAGAAAUAUAAUAAAACCACUAAUCAACAGUAUAGUCGAUACCAACUCACCAAUAUGGAGAAACAUCAAUGUAUCAAUUAUUAUUGGCUUUAUUUAGAUAUACGACAAAAUAACCUGUUGGUUAACUCGUUGUAUAUUAGUUGGUACAGUUGGAUGAGUGGAUUGAUUACGUUUAUGAUCAUUUAUGCAUUAUUUGCUGGUUUAACAUGA
Molecule: messenger RNA, 891 nt
Organism: Lodderomyces orthopsilosis Co 90-125
Lineage: Eukaryota; Fungi; Ascomycota; Pichiomycetes; Serinales; Debaryomycetaceae
Exons: 1
Coding region: 1-891 (296 amino acids)
Source: RefSeq, a predicted model, not a curated record